Messenger RNA from Pyrus x bretschneideri (Chinese white pear), 2568 nucleotides. RefSeq names its product transcription factor PIF1. The transcript is spliced from 8 exons. The record is from RefSeq and is a predicted model, not a curated record. Gene Ontology annotation, biological process: regulation of DNA-templated transcription. Bases 349 to 1956 code for a protein of 535 amino acids. Gene Ontology annotation, molecular function: DNA-binding transcription factor activity; protein dimerization activity. Lineage: Eukaryota; Viridiplantae; Streptophyta; Magnoliopsida; Rosales; Rosaceae.
GAGAGAGAGAGAGAAACAACACAGACAGACAAGAGCCUUAUCUUUGGAGGAGAGAGAGAGAGAAGUAGUAGCUACCAGCUGCGACUGAAAUCUUUUCCCUUGAGAUUUCUAUCCAUUAAUUUCCCAUCACCACCCACAUUGGAGCUUUCCACUCUUGUGAACCCCAUUAUUCAAAGUACCAUUCUUUUGCUCUGCACCACCACUCAGACACUCAUAAGAGACAGAGACUCAGAGACCGAGUGAAGUACCUCCUCUGCUUCCAUCGUCGGUCCAAACUUGAAGUACAAGUACCUCCUCCUCCUCCUCCCUUUUUAUUAUUUGAAUCCUGAUCGGAUUUCGGAACAAAAGAUGAAUGGGUGCGUCCCCGAUUUCGAAAUGGACGACGAUUACUCACUUCCCACUUCCUCUGCUCUCAACCGACCCAGAAAAUCAACCAUGCCGGAAGACGAUGUCAUGGAGCUGCUAUGGCAGAACGGCCAAGUCGUCAUGCAGAGCCAGAACCAGAGGUCGGCAGUCAAUAGUAAAAAAUCGCACCAGUCCAAGCACGACGUCGUUUUGCCCGACGACGGUGGCGGCAUCACCAGACCGGCCUCCCUACCCCAGCCGCCGGCCCAGAACCCGCACCUGUUUAUGCAAGAAGAUGAAAUGGCCUCGUGGCUUCAGUACCCGCUCGUCGACGACCCCUUCUCCGCGGACCUCCUCUAUCCUGAUUCCACCACUUCCGAGCUCCGACAGCCGCAGGUUUCGGCGCCCGCGCCCUCUUCGAGGUUGCCGAUCCAUAUGCCGAGGAGGACCGAGGUCCAGAACUUUCUGCACUUCGCCAGGCCCAACAACAACAACGCCAGCAGCAAGGGGCCUAUGAUUCCGGAAAUGGCGCCGUCGAGCUCGAAGAAGAGCGUGGUUAGGGAGACGAUGACGGUGGUGGACUCCAGCGACACUCCGCUGGUGGGUCCAAGCUCUAGGGCUUUGGAUACUAGGCCCGACGGUGCUGGCGGCGGCUUGGCUAAUGGAGCGACGCCGUUUCCAACUGCUGGGACGUCGUUUCCGGCGAAAGAAGUGACCACGUGUGAGAUGUCGCUGACGUCGUCGCCAGGAGGCUCCAGCGAGAGUGCCAGCGCGAGCGCAGAGCCGAUGUCGGCUCAGAAGCCGCCGCCGACUGCCGAUAACCGGAAGCGGAAAGGGAGAGAAGUCGCCGCCGCCGCCGACGACACCGAGAUUCAAUGCGAGGAUGUUGAGUUUGAAUCUGCCAAUGGAAAGAAACAAGUCCGAGGAUCGACAUCAUCUACAAAGAGAUCGCGUGCUGCAGAGGUCCACAAUCUCUCCGAGAGGAGACGUCGAGAUAGGAUAAAUGAAAAGAUGAAGGCUUUACAAGAACUAAUACCUCGAUGCAAUAAGUCGGAUAAAGCAUCAAUGCUGGAUGAAGCAAUUGAGUACUUGAAAUCACUCCAGUUACAAGUACAGAUGGUGUCCAUGGGAUGCGGCAUGGUCCCUAUGAUGUUUCCUGGAGUUCAGCAGAUGAUGUCCAUGCCGAUGGGGAUGGGAAUUGGAAUGGGCAUGGGAAUGGGAAUGGGAAUGGAAAUGGCCAGCAUCAAUCGCCCUAUGAUGCCUUUUCCAAAUGUAAUAGCCGGUUCACCCAUGCCAACAGCGGCCGCACAUAUGGGACCUAGGUUUCCUAUACCACCAUUUCACAUGCAGCCUAUUCCUGCAAGUGAUCCUGCCAGAGUUCCAGCAGUGAACCAGACAGAUCAUAUGAUAAACUCGCUCGGGGCACAAAAUCCAAACCAAUCACGCAUGCCCAAUUUUGCAGAUCCUUAUCAGCAGUUUUUCGGUCCCCAACAGAUGCAGUUACCAUUACAGCAGCAGAACCAAGCAAUGCCCCAGCCAACUACUGGCAAGCCGAGUUCCAGUAGGGGCCCUGAAACUCACGAAACCAUCAAUCAGGUAAAUGUCUUUUAACCUUUUAUUUUAUUUUGGGCCAAAUCAUUAUUUUGGGCAACGCUCCACUAGAUUGUCGUAGCUUCAGUUGUCGUGAUAUGAGUCUAGAAGUUGACUAAUUGUUGCACUCUAAGGACAAUAGCUUUAAUUUGGUCAAUUUUCGACAAAAUUUGCGCGUAAGUGACAUUGUUUAGGGUAAAUCAGUCUUCUUGGAAGUUGUUAAAGCACCAAAUACAUGCUUCUCGAUUGCUGAUUCUGUAGAAAAGAAUUGACGGAUCAAAGUCAUUGUCCUUGAAUUGUAACAAUUUCGAUCGAGACAAUUGAAACUACAAAGACGAAUGUGGAACUUUGUCGUAUAUCUCGUAUAGUUGCCAGAUUAGUUUGGAAGUUGGUAAUAUCUGGCGGUGUAACGUUUUGUGCAUUGCAGGUUAAGUUGUAGGUUGAAGUUGAUGAGAGUAGAUGGAUAACAGAAGGCUCGUAUGCCUGCUAAGUUUUGUAGCCUAAAUCUCUGAGAGUAGCUUUUCUUUCUCUUCUGUUCCUUUUCUGGCUAAACUGCCAUAUAUCGGAAAACUAACCUGUGAUUAUUAGUUACCACCCCAAUAUCAAUAUAUUUUACCAUCCCCUAUUUCCCCA